This is a messenger RNA of Puma concolor (puma), 1131 nucleotides long. The record is from RefSeq and is a predicted model, not a curated record. NCBI's taxonomy places the organism in Eukaryota, Metazoa, Chordata, Mammalia, Carnivora, Felidae.
AUGGCACAUGUUUCUUCAGAAAUUCAAGAUGGUUCUCCUAAAGAUGGAUCGACUAAUUCUGCAGCCUCUGUUAGAUCUCCUUUGUGGGAUCCCACAUUGACUGGGGAUUUGGACCUAAGGUCUAUGAUUGAAGAAAAUGCUUUCCAGGCUUUGUCAGGAGGAUCCUUAAUAAAAAGGCCACGAUACACAUUUUGUGUCUCUGAACCAGACGAAGAUAGUGACUUUCUGUCUCUGACUUUUCCCAGAAAACUUUGGAACAUGGUUGAAAGUGAUCAAUUCAAAUCAAUUUGGUGGGAUGAGAAUGGGACUUCAAUAGUGAUUGAUGAGGAACUCUUCAAGAAAGAAGUUCUGGAGAGAAAGGCCCCUUUCAGAAUAUUUCAAACUGGAAGUAUGAAGACUUUAGUUCGCCAGCUUAACCUUUACGGAUUUAGUAAAAUGCGACAGAGUUUCCAAAGAUCUGCUUCUCUGGCUGAUUUUCUGGCAGAGGAAAAAGAAGUAUCUGUUUUAAGCAAGCUACUGAAACCAUUUAAAGUGGUAUUCACUGUUACUUAUUUCAACAAGAAACCAUGCAGAGCUGAGGGUAAUGUGCAUAGUCCUAAUUCUGGUUUUGUUGCUGAAACUAGUGGAGAAAGGGCAUUGUCAACCUCCACAAAUUUAAAUGUGCCCCUGAUAAGGAAGCGUCCUACUAUCCAGAGAGUUGCUAAUACAACUGCCCCCGUGACAAGUGAUCUUUCUCCACCGUCAUCAACGUCAGCUAGGCCGUCAGAACAAAUGGUAAUGGAUCAGCAUGCCAUUUUAAACCAGUUGACCACUUUUCACACGCAUUCACGUGACAGCUACACUCAAGCAAAUGGCCACGCUGUGAACUUUGUUACAACUACAACUGCUACAUCUCAGUAUGGCAUCAUAUCUCCCUUACAGAACAGUUAUUUUGGAACAGUGGUGGAGCCUUGCACUUUUCCAACUAGAUAUCCUGCUGUGUCAGCCAGUGAGGUUCGUUUUUCUAACCCUCAACCACCAAGCAACCAAUGGUUCUCAAUGCCAAUGAUAGCUGAUACCUCUGCUGCCUCACUUGCAAUGUCAACUCAUCAACCGUCUUCAUCCUAUGUACAUCAUCCUGAUUACAAGUGA